AUGGUGGAUGGGUGCAACGGUGGCGGGAUCACUUAUGGAGGACGAAGUAAUGGUGAUGGCGGGAACGAAUGGGAACUUCUCGUUUCACUCGCUGUUGGCCCGAUUCACAUAUCGAAUUGUCAUUCGUAUCCUUCCUCUUGUAACAAUCAUCAAUUGGCCAACGGUAGUAAUUAUUUACCGAAGCCCGCCGAUCCUUCAUCCUCCACCAAAGAUUUAGAUUCGGAUUCUCGUAAAAAAUGCUGCUGGGGCGUUGAUAAUUAUCUCCUUCAUAAUCAUGGCGCCUUUGUGUUUUCCAGUGGGAAAUACUUGCUUAUUAAAGAAUUAUGGGAUGUCGGAAUUCCCGGAAAAGUUUGGGAUUCAGCAUUUGUUAUGGUUCAGAUGUUCCAGGACAAAAUCCUUUUCGACUGA
This is a messenger RNA of Acaulospora colombiana, 408 nucleotides long. Lineage: Eukaryota; Fungi; Glomeromycota; Glomeromycetes; Diversisporales; Acaulosporaceae. The record is from the annotation of a GenBank genome assembly.